GUUCGCGCAGUCAAGAUGGCGGCGGCCGCGGCCACUCCAACUUCCCUGGAGUCGGCUCCGCGGAUAAUGCGGCUAGUGGCCGAAUGCAGUCGGUCCAGGGCCCGAGCAGGCGAACUGCGGCUACCGCACGGAACGGUGUCCACUCCAGUGUUCAUGCCAGUGGGCACGCAGGCCACCAUGAAGGGUAUCACAGCCGAGCAGCUGGACGACCUGGGCUGCCGCAUCUGUUUGGGCAACACCUACCAUCUGGGUCUGAGGCCGGGCCCUGAGCUGAUCCAGAAAGCCCACGGUCUCCACGGCUUCAUGAACUGGCCCCACAAUCUGCUGACGGACAGCGGCGGCUUCCAGAUGGUGUCCCUGGUGGCCCUGUCCGAGGUGACGGAGGAGGGCGUCCGCUUCCGCUCCCCCUAUGACGGCGAUGAGACCCUUCUGAGCCCGGAGAGGUCCGUGGAGAUCCAGAACGCGCUGGGCUCAGACAUCAUGAUGCAGCUGGAUGAUGUGGUCAGCAGCACUGUGACGGGCCCUCGUGUGGAGGAGGCCAUGCACAGAUCAAUCCGCUGGCUGGACCGGUGCAUUGCUGCCCACCGGCAAACCGAUAAGCAGAACCUGUUUGCCAUCAUCCAGGGCGGGCUGGACACGGACCUCCGGACCACUUGCCUAGAAGAGAUGACCAAGAGGGAUGUGCCAGGCUUUGCCAUCGGGGGUCUGAGUGGGGGUGAAAGCAAGGCCCAGUUCUGGAAGAUGGUGGCGCUGAGCACCUCUAAGCUGCCUAAGGACAAGCCCCGAUACCUGAUGGGGGUCGGCUAUGCCACCGAUCUGGUGGUCUGCGUGGCUCUUGGAUGCGACAUGUUCGACUGCGUGUACCCCACACGGACAGCGCGCUUCGGCUCCGCCCUGGUACCCACCGGGAACCUGCAGCUGAAGAAGAAGCAGUACGCGAAAGACUUUGGCCCCAUAGACCCUGAGUGCACCUGCCCCACCUGCCGGAAGCACAGCCGCGCCUUCCUGCACGCGCUGCUGCACAGCGACAACACAGCGGCCCUGCACCACCUCACCAUCCACAACAUCGCCUACCAGCUGCAGCUGAUGAGUGCGGUGCGGGCGAGCAUCGUGGAGCAGCGCUUCCCCGACUUCGUGCGGAACUUCAUGCGCACCAUGUACGGGGACCACACUUUCUGUCCCACCUGGGCCACCGAAGCCCUGGCCUCUGUGGGAAUCACAUUGAGCUGAUCAGAGGUUGGGGACUGGGAGAG
Molecule: messenger RNA, 1253 nt
Organism: Castor canadensis (American beaver)
Lineage: Eukaryota; Metazoa; Chordata; Mammalia; Rodentia; Castoridae
Gene: Qtrt1
Product: queuine tRNA-ribosyltransferase catalytic subunit 1
Cellular component (GO): cytosol
Molecular function (GO): tRNA-guanosine(34) queuine transglycosylase activity
Source: RefSeq, a predicted model, not a curated record